UUGACUGUACUUCACGUGCAUCUAUUUAUGUAUAUUUGUAAACUUUGUUAAAUUUAUGCUAAAAGAGUUUAUUAUUUUCAUAAUAAAAACUCAUUAAUCAUCCAUAAUAGUUAUGAAUAAUUACGAAACAAGGAGAUAGCAACAUAGUUUCUGGGUUCAAUGGAUAAUGCAGAUCGUUGGUAUUUUACUAAGGAUCAGUUGGCGAAUACGCCAAGUCGUAAAUGUGGUAUAUCUGAAACCAGAGAAUUAUCAUUCCGACAACAAGCAGCAAAUUUUAUCCAGGAUAUGGGACAACGUCUACAAGUGAACCAAUUGUGCAUCAAUACUGCCAUUGUUUAUAUGCAUAGAUUUUAUGUAUUUCACUCUUUCACUGAGAUCCAUAGGAAUAAAUUGUCCCUGUCUGCACUAUUUCUUGCAGCUAAAGUAGAAGAACAACCUAGGAAACUUGAACAUCUAAUUAAAGUUGCUCAUCAUUGUUUACAUAAAGAUCAGUCACUUGAUGUUCGUUCUGAUGUUUAAAAUGCGCAGUUUUCUACGUCUGUCUAAUUAAUUUUCCGGAUUUUCGCUGGCUAAAUUUCUCUAUUAUUUAUCGUUAUCGCAGGAUGACCAAUCUUAAGUUAAUAAGAUAUUCUGGCUUACCAAGAAAAAAUGUUUGAAGUCGUAGCUCAUGAAAAUAUUUUACUUCAAACAUUAGGAUUUGUUCUUGCUAUUGAGCAUCCUCAUACUUAUGUUGUUAAAGUCUGUCAAUUGGUGAAGGCCAGUAAAGAUCUUGCCCAAACUUCUUACAUAAUGGCUACUACCAGCUUACACAUGACAACAAUGUGCCUCAUGUAUAAGCCCACAUUGGUUGCCUGUGUGUGUGUUCAUCUUGCUUGCAAGUGGUCACGUUGGAAGAUUGAGCCGUGCUCAGAAGGGAGAGACUGGUUUUAUUAUAUUGAUCGAAGUGUAACAACUGAAAAACUGGAAGAGCUUACAGAAAAAUUCCUCGAAAUAAUGGAAGCAAGUCCACACAGGUUUAAGAAAAAGUUUGGACAAAAGGAUAUGAAUUACCAAAAUCCUCGAAGUAUGAUUGAUGAACCCUCAACGAGCAAGACAGAAGGUGCUAAGCAAGAUAUCUCAUUACCCGGAUCAUCAUCUUCUGCCACCUUUAGUUUUUCAGACUUUGAGGAGAGAGCAAGAGAGAAAAGUCCUGUUAGAUCUUCAUCUUCUGUACAACCAUCAGCAAAACCUUCAACUUCUGGUCAAUCCACAUCAUCAUCCUUACCUUCUCAUCCUAAGAGACCAGUGAAGGCUGAAACUCCACAUUCCAUAUCUUUGGAUGUAUAUCGUGAAAAGCGGGAGAAAGAAAGACUUCAAAACAAGGUGCCUGUUACAAUGGUUCAACCUGUUCAACAAUCUGUUGAUUCACCGAAUAUACAUACACAAGUUAAAAAACCACAGCAUGCCUUCCACGAAUCAGAGAAAUUACCACACCGGACUUCUAAACAUCUAGAAUCGCCUAUCGUAUCUAGUAACAAAGAAAGGGUUAAAAUUCCUGCAGUUAAGGAAGAAGCCUUAGAUCGCUCUACCUCUGUGAACAAACUCAACCAUCAAUUGACUAAACUUAAUUCCGAUGGAUCUCAUCACAAAGAUAGAUCCAGUUCCAGUCACCCCCUUAAAAUUCCUCAUCAAACACACGAACCUGUGAUCAAGCAAGAAAAAAUAGCUGAUGUCCCUGUCCAAAUUGAAAAGACUGAAGUAAGCAAACCGGAAAAACUAUAUUCUAAUAAGCCUGAGAGGUUAGACUAUAACAAACCAGAAAGAUUAGAUUAUGUGAAACAGGAAAGACCAGAAGUGAUAAAACAGGAGAGAAUUGAGCCUGUAAGACCGGAGAGGGUAGAAAGCACUAGACAAGAAAAAAUAGAACCCAUUACUAAACAAGAAAAAGUAGAACUUUUAAAAAUAGAAAAAACAGAACCUGUUAAACUAGAAAAACCGGAUCAUAGUAGGCACGAAAGAAUAGAAUCUUCGAGACUCGAAAAAGUAGAUACCGUGAGGCACGAAAAAAUCGAUAGGUCGAGUGUAAUGACACAAGAAAAGGUAGAUAUCAAAAGGGAAAAAAUGGAAAUUAAACAAGAUAAAGAUAACCAAGAACAGGCUGAGGUCGUAGUAAAACGGGAAAAAACUGAUCUGGCCAAACAACAAAAAGUUGAUGCAGCCAGAAUAGAGCAAACAAAUAUGUUGCCUGGUGUUUCUACUGUUGUUGCACCUGUUAGUCAGCAAAGCCACAAAGCAAGUACUAGUUCUGCUACGGGUGACAUUGUUAAAAAGGAACACAAAGAAAAGCGCAAAAAGCACUCUGGUCACUCGUCUAAAACGAAACACGAGAAACAAAACGCAAACCACGUAGAAAGCGCACCUGCUUCAAUCAAAGUGAAAAUAAUGAAAAAUUUCGUUAGUCUAACUGGUGUAGAGCCCGAAUCCAGCCAAAAAUAUGAAACCUCUAGGCAAGACAUUCCGAGAAAAAAGAUAAAAAUUAAGCACCCAGAACCGCCAGCUUUACCAAAGAUAAUAAUUGCCAAAGACAAAUCUGGCACUGGGCAAUACAUCACCACUCCCAAAAGUGAUCACGACAAAGGGAGUAGUCGGAAACGUGUACAUAGCAAUUCGGUUACCGACGGUAAUAGUAAUGCUUCGAAGCACCAGAAGCUAGAUCAUUCUCAGAAAAGUCACCAUGGUAGUGCCUCUGGGAAAUCGAGCAAAUCCUCCCGACACAGUUCUCAUAAAAGUGUGAAUGAACAUUCGGUGAAUGAGGGUGGCAUGCAACAACAUCCUGCCAAUGGCAAUAAUGCUCAGUCUUAUUCUCAAAGCUACGUAUACAAUUUCUCUCCUCCUCCAAAACCUCCCAAAAUGAAAAAUUAUAAUAUGUCAUCUGGUAAAACGAACUCUAAUAAUCCUCCAUUGCCGCCUCCACUACCACCUCAACCACCACCCCCUCCACCCGAAUGAGGAGGUGGGUUCUUUUUUAGGAAUUCAAUAAACUGCAGUUGAAGUAACCAGGGUCACCAUGUGUGCAUUGAUAAACAUCAAUGCCAGGUUUUGGUCCAAAAUUUUUUAAUUGUCCUUAAAACGAGGUUACUUUUUUUCAAACUAAAUAAUACCAAGUCCUUACUUUUUUUGUAUAAAAAAAAAAUAACAAUGAUACUCAUGUAAAAUUGAUAAUGUAUUAUAAAUUUUAUAGAGCAUUAUGAAUUUUUGUUGCUCAAGUAGUCCUUUUUUUCCCCCAUUCUAUUUUUGUAUGACUUUUUUUAAAUGUGUAAUUUAGAUGUGUGUGUUCGUGAAUAAUUUGGUUGAUGAAAAUUGAAGAAAAAUGUGCAGAAUUGUUUUUUGAGUUGGAAUCAUAUGUAUGUUGAUGUUUUUAGUUAAUGUUUAUUAGAACAUUAUAUUUUUUGAAUGGAAAGCUUUAUUCAUGCAUCUGAUUUGAACAAAACAGUUGAGUGUUUAGCAUUUAUAUUUAUUACUUAUAUGUCGCCUGUUAUUUCUAUAGAUGUUUAAUGCAAAGAAACUUUUAAGUAAUGCUGUUUAAUUAGCUAACUCCUUCCCAAAUCAAUAACAUAGUAAAGAAGUAUAAUAUUUAUCUAUUAUAAUAAUUUAUUUAAUUUAAUUUAUUAUGCGCAACAAUGUAACUAAAACAAGGUGGCCGCAGAAUAAGAAACUCAUUAAUAAUGUAUUUUAUUUGAAUAAAGGAAUUAAUUUUAAGAGAAAAAUAGCCUAAUUCGGGUUUGUGGUUCUUAAAACAUAUCUUUCCUAAAAAUAUUUUUUCAAAUAGAAUUUUUUAUUUAUUUUUUAUACUGGUUCAAUUUUCUUUAAUAAAUAGUCACAUUAAUGCAUCCAUAUUUAUUAUCAAUUUUAAAAUAUUUUUAAGUUAAAAACAUUUAAUAAAAAAUGUUGCACUAUCAAAAAUAUUGGUCUCUAAAAUUAAGAAAAUACAAUUUCAUUAUAAACAUUUUAACUUGUUACAAAUAUUGUUCUCACAGAGAGCUACUAGUAUAUUCUCUAAUAAAUAUUCUCACAUUAAUAAAUAUUCACCAGUUAAUCAUACCUAUAAUAUAUCAUAAAUAGUAGCAAAUAAAUUUAAAACAAAAAAAAAGCUUAUUAUUCACUAAAUUGUAGGAAAAUAUUUAUUCUCAAUGACUAGUAAAAGCGUUUUUUUUUUAUCAUAUUUUAUGUUCACUAUAAGUCAGAACUGAAAAAUCAAUAAUGAAGUUUUAUGUUAUCAGUUAGGAAAUUUAGUUUUAAAGAAGUAUAGAUUUUUUUUCUCUUUCUGAUUGGUUGUGGCCGCCUUAGUCAUCUCUAAAUGCUAAAAUGUCUCAAAAGCAAUUUCCAGUCAUUUAUGUAUUUGAAAUAACUUUUUCUUAUUAAUAUAAUUUUAAUUUCAGCUCUUUAAAAUUUCCAUGUUUGAUUUGCCACCUAUUAAACUUCAAAAAUGUUUGAUAUUUCUAAAAUUUUGUGUUGCUUUAAUAGUAUAAGUGCUUCCAAAAACAGUAAAAUAAUAAAAUUGUAAACAAUUUCUUAUGUUCGAUUUACCACAUCAUGUAACAGUUUAUUUAUGAUCUAAGAAUUCUUAAAAUGUCUCACAAAAACCCUUCCCAAGCAUUUACAUGUUUAAAUAUAAGAAUUUAGGUUAAAUUUCAUUGACUAAUUAUGCUUGAAUUAUUGAUUUACCUCAAAAGGAUAUUUUGUUUUUGAAAAACUAAAAUUUCCAUUCAUUUAUGUUUAACAUACCUUUUCUUGUCAAUCUAAUAGUCUUAGAAUUUCAGUGAUUAAUCAUUAUUUCUAAGUUUGAUUUAUUAAGUUUUUAUCCUUAUUAUGUUUGAUGUGUUAAUUUGAUAAAUGUUACAGUAGUAAUGGUAUGCUUUUGAACCACUUGAUACAUUUUGGCAUUUGUGUUCUUUAAUUUAAUAUAUAUUCAUUAACUUACUAUAUUCUACUAUCAAUUAAAUUUAUAUAAAUGUAACUAUAAUAUAGCAAAUGGUAUUUGGGAAAAUAGUGUUUUUUUUUUUUUAAUUCUCAACUGUGUGUAAAUGUAAACCAACCAGUUGAAUAUAAUAUUUAAGCGCAUUGUUUUAAAUUUUUUUUUAUUGUCAGUGACUUUCUUAUUUAUUAGUAGCAUUAAAAAAUGUUAAAAAGAAAAGUUUCAAAUAUAAAAACUAAUUAAUUGUUUUUUUUUUUUUUUUCAUAGGAAUCUUAUCAAUUGUUAAAAUAUUUUACUGCUUAAAAAUCUAACAGAACAUGUCUGCAAAAUUAAGAUUUAAAAAAAAGAGAGAGAGAGACUUAAGAUUUAAAUAGUAGUUAAUUACCCUUUUAUCCACUAAAUUAAAAAUUUUUUUGUUCAAAGAGCAUUCAAAUAAUUUUUUUCUAGCUAUUAUAAUAUAUUUCUAACGACAUUAAAAUACCUCUAGUUUCUAAUACUUUAGAGUAAUAAAAUACCUUAUAAAAUAUGCAAGUUGGUGAAAAUUUGAUCUGUCUGUUAAAAGUUACUCAGAGCUGGUUAUUAUUUGUAUUAUGAAAAUGUGACACUCUUGCUUUGCCUCUAAAAUUAAUUAGUUAAAGUCACAUGAGUGAAUAAGUUUGAUUAUUAUGCUUUAUUUGAUUAAUUAUGCUUUAUUAUCAUUUUUUUUAUUAAUUAUAACUUUUAAAUGUGAAGUUAAUUUUCUUUGUAUCCUAGAAAUUGUUUUGGGUCAUCAGUUCCAGCCUUUUCAAAAUUCAGUCCAUUCUCCUAUUAUCGUUUUCCAAAAAUUUUAUUGUCAUAUUAAAUGGAGAUUAUAACUGAUAGUUGGUGAAAAUCUGAUCUGUCGGUUAAAAGUUAUUCAUGGUGGGUUUUCAUUUGUAUUCCACUGUAUUUUUUUCUUUAUUAUGGUAACAAUUACUAUAUAAUAAG
Molecule: messenger RNA, 5920 nt
Organism: Parasteatoda tepidariorum (common house spider)
Lineage: Eukaryota; Metazoa; Arthropoda; Arachnida; Araneae; Theridiidae
Source: RefSeq, a predicted model, not a curated record